Molecule: messenger RNA, 1817 nt
Organism: Boeremia exigua
Lineage: Eukaryota; Fungi; Ascomycota; Dothideomycetes; Pleosporales; Didymellaceae
Exons: 2
Coding region: 143-1465 (440 amino acids)
Source: RefSeq, a predicted model, not a curated record
GGGCCCAAGAUGGAGCGUAGAUGACCUCCUCGAUUUCGAGUCGACACGACCUCCACGUUCAAAAGAAGAUACCGACGUUGGCUCAGAUCCGUGCUGUGCUGAACGAUUUUAUCGAUCACCUUUAUCAAACUCUAGACAUAGGAUGAAUUGUGACCUUGUGAUGUCAGAUAUAAACCAAAUCGGUUCUAUUUUCGACUUGAGGGAGGCAUACGAGGCUACGUCAGACCAAGAACGUGAAAUUUCUGGUUUGAGCAAAGAUAUCAACACUGGCCCCGAAGAUGUACAAGUACGGCCCACCGAUACUGUGCACACACAGGCAACGAAUACACAUGCGUCGAAGCGACGACGGUGCCGCAAAGGGCUGCCCCUGUCGUUCCAUCAAGGUGGUGUAAGACAAGAUAUUAUCACUAUGUACGACACUGGUACGUAUGAAAACCAUAUGACACUAGACGCUGCCGAGAAGCUAGGUUACAAACUCGAUGAAAACUCGUCCCAUAUAGGGAGCUUUGAACUACCAAACGGCAAGAUCAUUCGGUCUCUUGGACGUGUUGUUGCGCAAGUACAGUUUGCUUCAGGCGACGACGCCGGUAGUGAAGUCAUGCCAUGUUGGUUCAACAUAUUCGAGAAGCUUGCGAUACCAGUACUUGUCGGCAUGACAUUUCUUGACUUUACUGAGACUCUUACGAGGUUCAGAUCACGUCUCAGAGAUCUUCCUUCCCGAUGUUCUCAACAGUAUUUUCGCUUAUGUGCUGUUGGAAGCCAGACCAACAGCGUGUCUUGCGUAAUUGAUGGCCGGCAAGCUCAGGCACAGGCAGACACCGGCGCUAAUAUUUCCCUCAUAAGCGGACAUUACGCGGCAAAGAACGGUCUGUUGCGACGUUACAGAUGCGAAGAGCUGCAGCUUGCCGAUGGCAGCAUCGAGCACACAAGCGGUUUUGCAGAUGUGGAGAUAUCCGUGCAAAAUCCCUCUUCUCUCUCCACAACUACUAGGAUCGUCAGACUUCAUGUCCUGAAAAGUCUUUGUGUCGAUGUCAUUCUUGACGAAGACAUCGUCGACGACCUCGAAAUAUUCCAAUCUGGAAUUGGCACGGUACUGUCCGCAGCCCCGAACGUAACAGCACUCUUUGCCCCUAUUAUUCAUCUUCGCACUCUCGAAAAGGGGAUUUUGCGCGGAACGGAGAAGAUAAAAGAUGUGAUCUCGUCGACUCUCAGGUCCAGCGAGAAGUCCAGCGGGCCAAUACAAACCAGCACACCGGACCUGGAUACUCAACAAACCAUUACAAGGAUCCUUGACAACAUCAACGCACUUGAUCAGAAAGAGAACAGAAGGAUAUCCCAGGCUAGGCUCGGCAAGGUUCCAGACCAUAAUGAUGUAUUGCACAGGCGGUAUGUCGAAGAACGAAGAAUCUGUAAUUCUAUACUAGACCGUCUAGGAUACUGCCCUGCUGCUACUAGUACUUCGUAGCCUGUACGGAUAGACGCAGUAAAAGCCUUUUGCCACAAAAUGUCCCACACACUUUGAGAAAACAACCCUGUUUGCCCCUGUUGCUAAAACUACCAUUUCAAGACCUUCUAACAAUUUCCAUACCUGCGUGGCGUAGGUAGCUCUUAGUACGUAACUCUCCCUGCACUGUACUUAUAACGUCUAGUUAAAGAACAUACUACACAAAGCUAUCUGUUAGGGUUCUAGCAUUUGGUAAUGUUAGAGAGAGCAAAGAAAGAGAGAGCAGAGAAAGAGAGAGCAUAGAAAGAGAGAGCAGAGAAAGAGAGAGCAGAGAAAGAGAGAGCAGAGAAAGAGAGAGGAGAGAGAGAGAGAG